Molecule: messenger RNA, 7963 nt
Organism: Cynocephalus volans (Philippine flying lemur)
Lineage: Eukaryota; Metazoa; Chordata; Mammalia; Dermoptera; Cynocephalidae
Gene: PIEZO1
Product: piezo type mechanosensitive ion channel component 1 (Er blood group)
Exons: 51
Coding region: 98-7711 (2537 amino acids)
Cellular component (GO): membrane
Molecular function (GO): mechanosensitive monoatomic ion channel activity
Source: RefSeq, a predicted model, not a curated record
CCCGGGGAGAGAGGCGCGCGGGGCCCGGGGUCCGCCGUCCUGUGCGCCAUGGCGCGCCGGCCCGCAGCCGCCUAGCGCGCGGUCCCCCGACCCCGGCAUGGAGCCGCACGUGCUCGGCGCCGUCCUCUACUGGCUCCUGCUGCCCUGCGCGCUGCUGGCCGCCUGCCUGUUCCGCAUCAACGCACUCUCUCUGGUCUACCUGCUGUCACUGCUGCUGCUGCCCUGGCUCCCGGGCCCCACCCGGCACGGUGUCCCAGGUCACACUGGCCGCCUGCUCCGGGCCCUGCUGUGCCUCAGCCUGCUCUUCCUGGUGGCCCACCUCACCUUCCAAAUAUGCCUGCACACCGUGCCCCGCCUGGACCAGCUUCUCAGGCCAAACUGCAGCCACUGGGAGACCUUCUUCCAACAUGUAGGGGUCACAAGGCUGGACCUGAAGGACAUCCCCAACACCAUCCGGCUGGUGGCCCCCGACCUGGGCAUCCUGGUGGUCUCCUCUGUCUGCCUCGGCCUCUGCAAGCACCUCACACGGAAAGCCCAGCAGAGCCAGCGUGCCCAAGAGCUGGAUGAUGACGAGAGGGACGUGGACAACAACACCCUGGAAGAGCUGCAGGGAGUUCCUACACUGGCCCCUACUCGGAGGUCACGGCUGGCCACCCGAUUCCGGGUCACAGCCCACUGGCUGCUGGUGGCUGCUGGGCGGACGCUGGCUGUAGUGCUGCUCGCACUGGCAGGCAUCGCCCACCCCUCGGCCUCAUCCAGCGUCUACCUGCUGGCCUUCCUGGCCAUCUGCACCUGGUGGGCCUGCCACUUUCCCAUCAGCUCCCUGGGCUUCAGCGCUCUCUGCGCCAUGGUGAGCUGCUUUGGCGCUGGGCAUCUCCUCUGCCUCUACUGCUACCAGACACCCUUCGCCCAGGCCAUGCUCCCACCUGCCAGCAUCUGGGCCAGGGUGUUUGGUCUCAAAGACUUCGUGGGCCCCCCCAACUGCUCCAGCCCCAACGCACUGGUGCUCAAUGCCAGCCACGACUGGCCGAUCUACGUGAGUCCCGGCGUGCUGCUGCUGCUGUACUACACGGCGACCUCCCUGCUGAAGCUUCGCAGGCACCACCCCACAGGCCAGAGGAAGGAGGAGGCUGUAGGGGAUGAGGAACGCGAACUGGAGCUGGACGAGCUGGACCAGCAGCCCCAGGGCCAGGCGGGGGCUGCUGUUGCCCAGGACAGGGGUGCCGCCCAGCCCGUGACGCCCAUGGGGCCAGGUGCUGAGGCCGACAACUGCAUCGUGCACGACCUGAGCGGCCGGACCCCCACCCAGCAGCACCCCUUGCAUCCCAGGCUGACUGAGCCUCGAGAGACGUCCCCAAUGCAGAGCCUGGGCCACCUCAUCAUGGACCAGAGCUACGUGUGUGCCCUCAUCGCCAUGAUGGUGUGGAGUAUCACCUACCACAGCUGGCUGACCUUCGUGCUGCUGCUGUGGGCCUGCCUCAUCUGGACAGUGCGCAGCCGCCACCAGCUGGCCAUGCUCUGCUCGCCCUUCAUCCUCCUCUACGGGCUGGUGCUGUGCUGCCUGCGCUAUGUGUGGGCCAUGGACCUGCGCCCCGAGCUGCCCACCACACUGGGCCCUGUCAGCCUGCGCCAGCUGGGGCUGGAGCACUCCCGCUACCCUUGCCUGGACCUUGGUGCCAUGUUGCUCUACACUCUGACCUUCUGGCUCCUGCUGCGCCAGUUUGUCAAAGAGAAGCUGCUGAAGAAGGCGAAGGCCCCUGCUGUACUGACGGAGGUCACCGUGGAGGACACAGAGCCCACGCGGGCGCGGACGCUGCUCCGGAGCCUAGGGGAGCUGGUCAAGGGCAUCUACGCCAAAUACUGGAUCUUCGUGUGCGCCGGCAUGUUCAUCGUCGUGAGCUUUGCCGGCCGCCUCGUCGUCUACAAGAUCGUCUACAUGCUCCUCUUCCUGCUCUGCCUCAGCCUCUUCCAGGUCUACUACAGCCUGUGGCGGAAGCUCCUCAAGGUGUUCUGGUGGCUCGUGGUGGCUUACACCAUGCUGGUGCUCAUCGCCGUCUACACCUUCCAGUUCCAGGACUUCCCCAUGUACUGGCGCAACCUCACCGGCUUCACCAACGAGCAGCUGGGCGACCUGGGCCUGGAGCAGUUCAGUGUGUCCGAGCUCUUCUCGAGCAUCCUCAUCCCCGGCUUCUUCCUGCUGUCCUGCAUCCUGCAGCUGCACUACUUCCACCGGCCCUUCAUGCAGCUCACAGACCUGGAGCACGUGCCCCCAGCCCACAGCCGCCGCCUGGGCUGGACUCACAGGCAGGACGCAGCAAGCGUGGCUCCGCUGCUGCAGCAGGAGCAGGAGGUCCCCGGGGAUCAGGAGCUGGGCACAGCUGGCCCCUACCAGGACACACAGGUCCCCGAAGGCACAGCCAGCAAGUGGGGCCUGGUGGCCGAGCGGCUGCUGGACCUGGCUGCCGGCUUCUCAGCCGUCCUCACCCACGUGCAGGUGCUGCUGCGGCGCCUGCUGGAGCUGCACGUCUUCAAGCUGGUGGCCCUGUAUACCGUCUGGGUGGCGCUGAAGGAGGUGUCGGCGAUGAACCUCCUGCUCGUGGCGCUCUGGGCCUUCGCCCUGCCCUACCCCCGCUUCCGGCCCAUGGCCUCCUGCCUGUCCACCGUGUGGACCUGCAUCAUCAUUGUGUGCAAGAUGCUGUACCAGCUCAAUAUUGUCAACCCCCACGAGUACUCCAGCAACUGCUCCCAGCCCUUCCCCAACAACACCAACCUGCAGAUGACAGAGAUCCACCAGUCCCUGCUGUACCGGGGGCCCGUCGACCCCGCCAACUGGUUUGGGGUGCGGAAGGGCUAUCCCAAUCUGGGCUACAUCCAGAACCACCUGCAGGUGCUGCUGCUGCUGGUAUUUGAGGCUGUGGUGUACCGGCGCCAAGAGCACUACCGCCGGCAGCACCAGCUGGCCCCCCUGCCCGCCCAGGCUGUCUUCACUGACGGCACCCGCCAGCAGCUCGACCAGGACCUGCUCAGCUGCUUCAAGUACUUUGUCAACUUCUUCUUCUACAAGUUCGGGCUGGAGAUCUGCUUCCUGAUGGCCGUGAACGUGAUUGGGCAGCGCAUGAACUUCAUGGUCAUCCUGCAUGGCUGCUGGCUGGUGGCCAUCCUCACCCGCCGGCGCCGUGGGGCCAUCGCCCGCCUCUGGCCCAACUACUGUCUCUUCCUCACACUCUUCCUGCUGUACCAGUACCUGCUGUGCCUGGGCAUCCCGCCAGCGCUGUGCAUCGACUACCCAUGGCGCUGGAGCCAGGCCAUCCCCAUGAACUCUGCACUCAUCAAAUGGCUGUACCUACCCGACUUCUUCAGGGCCCCCAACUCCACCAACCUCAUCAGUGACUUCCUCCUGCUGCUCUGCGCUUCCCAGCAGUGGCAGGUGUUUUCAGCCGAGCGUACCGAGGAGUGGCAGCGCAUGGCCGGUGUCAACACUGACCACCUGGAGCCACUGCGGGGGGAGCCCAACCCCGUGCCCAAUUUCAUCCACUGCAGGUCCUACCUCGACAUGGUGAAGGUGGCUGUCUUCCGCUACCUGUUUUGGCUGGUGCUGGUAGUGGUGUUCGUCACAGGAGCCACCCGCGUCAGCGUCUUUGGGCUGGGCUACCUACUGGCCUGCUUCUAUCUGCUGCUGUUUGGCACUGCACUGCUGCAGAAGGACACACGUGCCCGCCUGGUGCUGUGGGACUGUCUCAUCCUGUACAACGUCACCGUCAUCAUCUCCAAGAACAUGCUCUCGCUCCUGUCCUGCGUCUUUGUGGAGCAGAUGCAGAGCAGCUUCUGCUGGGUCAUCCAGCUCUUCAGCCUCGUGUGCACCGUCAAAGGCUACUACAACCCCAAGGAAAUGAUGGGCAGGGACCAGGACUGCCUGCUGCCCGUGGAGGAGGCCGGUGUCAUCUGGGACAGCAUCUGCUUCUUCUUCCUGCUGCUGCAGCGUCGGGUAUUUCUCAGCUACUACUUUCUUCAUGUCAGGGUUGACCUCCAGGCCACUGCCUUACAGGCCUCCAGGGGCUUUGCCCUCUACAACGCUGCCAACCUCAAAAGCAUCGAGUCCCACCGCAAGGCAGAGGAGAAAUCCCUGGCUCAGCUGAAGAGACAGAUGGAGCGCAUCCGCGCCAAGCAGGAGAAGUACAGGCAGGGCCAGGCAGGCCGUGGCCGCCACCAGGACCCCGAGGACCCCAGCCAGGAGCCAGGGCCCGGCAGUCCAGGGGGCUCCUCCCCGCCACGGCGACAGUGGUGGCGGCCCUGGCUUGACCAUGCCACAGUCAUCCACUCCGGGGACUACUUCCUGUUUGAGUCAGACAGCGAGGAGGAGGAGGCCCCGCCAGAGGACCCCAGGCCGUCUGCACAGAGUGCCUUCCAGAUAGCAUACCAGGCAUGGGUGACCAACGCCCAGACGGUGUUGAGGCAGCGGCAGCAGGAGCAGGCACAGCAGGAGCAGGCAGGGCAGAUGCCCACUGGAGACAGCUCAAUCCAGGAGGUGGAGUUGGAGUUGGAGAACGAGGUGGCAGGCCGCAGCCAUGUGAUGCAACGGGUGCUGAGCAUGGUGCAGUUACUGUGGGUGCUGGGGCAGGCGCUGGUAGACGGGCUGACACGUUGGCUGCAGGCCUUCACCAGGCACCACAGCACCAUGAGCGACGUGCUGCGUGCUGAGCGCUACCUCCUGACGCAGGAGCUGCUGCAGAGCGGAGAGGUGCAUCCAGGCGUGUUGGACCAGCUGUAUACCAGCGCAGGCGAGGCCACGCUGCCAGGCCCCUCAGAGGCCCGUGAUGCACCGAGCACAGCAUCAAGUGGGCUGGGGGCCGAGGAGCCACUGAGCAGCAUGACCGAGGACACCAGCAGCCCCCUGAGCACUGGCUACAACACCCGCAGCGGCAGCGAGGAAAUCGUCACUGAGCCUGAGCCCAGGGACCCUGAGGCUGGGGCUUCCCUUCGCGGCUCCCAGGAGCUUCUGGCCGGUGUUCGUACCCAGAUGCGCACAGCCAGUGAGCUGCUGCUCAACAGGCGCCUGCGCAUCCCAGAGCUGGAGGAGGCUGAGCAGUUUGCAGAGGGGCAGGGCCGGGCGCUGCGGCUGCUGCAGGCCGUGUACCAGUGCGUGGCUGCGCACUCGGAGCUGCUUUGCUACUUCAUCAUCAUCCUCAACCACAUGGUCACGGCCUCAGCCACCUCCUUGGUGCUGCCCGUGCUUGUCUUCCUGUGGGCCAUGCUGUCCAUCCCGCGGCCCAGCAAGCGCUUCUGGAUGACGGCCAUCGUCUUCACCGAGGUCACGGUGGUCACCAAGUACCUGUUCCAGUUUGGCUUCUUCCCCUGGAACAGCCACGUGGUGCUGAGGCGCUACGAGAACAAGCCCUACUUCCCGCCACGCAUCCUGGGCCUGGAGAAGACUGACGGCUAUAUCCACUAUGACCUGGUACAGCUCAUGGCCCUUUUCUUCCAUCGUUCCCAGCUGCUGUGCUACGGCCUCUGGGACCAUGAGGAGGACCCGCUGUCCAGAGAGCAGGACCGGAGGAGCAGGAAGGAGCAGGGCACUGAGGAGAAGCUGGUGGCCCCACUGGGACCCCAGACUGAGGCAGACACAGGGCCCCAGGAGGAGCCAGGGCUGGCUGGGGCCACCACCAAGGACCACAUCCAGGUGGAAGCCGGGGUCGGACCUAAGAAUGGGAUCCCAGAGCCCCAAGUGGUGCCGAAGACCCGCGACACGAGGCGCAUCAACCUACGUUUCAGGAGGAGGAAGGACAGCCCAGAACCCAAAGAACCGGCAGCUGUCGAAGCUGAGGACAGGGAGGAGGAGGAGGAGGAGGAGGAGGAGGAGGCGGCUGGGAGAGAGAAGAGGCCAGGCCACUGUCGAGAACGAGUGCGAGCAGCUGGGCUCUGGCUGCAGGGCUUCUGCCUGUCGCUGGCCCAGGGUGUGUACCAGCCACUGCGGCGUUUCUUCCACGACAUUCUCCACACCAAGUGCCGUGCAGCCACCGAUGUCUAUGCCCUCAUGUUCCUGGCUGAUGUCGUCGACUUCAUCAUCAUUGUUUUUGGCUUCUGGGCCUUUGGGAAGCACUCGGCAGCCACGGACAUCACGUCCUCCCUAUCGGACGACCAGGUGCCCGAGGCCUUCCUGGUCAUGCUGCUGAUCCAGUUCAGCACCAUGGUCAUCGACCGCGCCCUCUACCUGCGCAAGACUGUGCUGGGCAAGCUGGCCUUUCAGGUGGUCCUGGUGCUUGCCAUCCACCUUUGGAUGUUCUUCAUCCUGCCCGCUGUCACCGAGAGGAUGUUCAACCAGAACGCAGUGGCCCAGCUGUGGUACUUCGUCAAGUGCAUCUACUUCGCCCUGUCCGCUUACCAGAUCCGCUGUGGCUACCCCACCCGCAUCCUCGGCAACUUCCUCACCAAGAAGUACAAUCACCUGAACCUCUUCCUCUUCCAGGGGUUCCGGCUGGUGCCAUUCCUGGUGGAGCUGCGGGCAGUGAUGGACUGGGUAUGGACAGACACCACACUGUCCCUGUCCAACUGGAUGUGCGUGGAGGACAUCUAUGCCAACAUCUUCAUCAUCAAGUGCAGCCGAGAGACAGAGAAGAGAUACCCACAGCCCAAGGGGCAGAAGAAGAAGAAGGUCGUCAAGUAUGGCAUGGGCGGUCUCAUCAUCCUCUUCCUCAUUGCCAUCAUCUGGUUCCCGCUGCUCUUCAUGUCUCUGGUGCGCUCAGUGGUUGGCGUUGUCAACCAGCCCAUUGACGUCACCGUCACCCUCAAGCUGGGUGGCUACGAGCCCCUGUUCACCAUGAGCGCACAGCAGCCAUCCAUCGUGCCCUUCACACCCCAGGCCUACGAGGAGCUGUCCAGGCAGUUUGACUCCCACCCGCUGGCCAUGCAGUUCAUCAGCCAGUACAGCCCUGAGGACAUCGUCACAGCACGCAUAGAGGGCAGCUCUGGGGCACUGUGGCGCAUCAGCCCACCAAGCCGGGCCCAGAUGAAGCGGGAGCUAUACAACGGCACGGCUGACAUCACCCUGCGCUUCACCUGGAACUUUCAGAGGGACCUGGCCAAGGGCGGCACCGUGGAGUACACUAAUGAGAAGCACACCCUGGACCUGGCUCCCAAUAGCACUGAGCGGUGGCAACUGGCCAGCCUGCUCGAGGGCACCUCAGACCAGUCAGUGGUCAUCCCCAACCUCUUCCCCAAGUACAUCCGUGCCCCAAAUGGGCCUGAGGCCAACCCUGUGAAGCAGCUGCAGCCCAAUGAGGAAGCUGACUACCUGGGUGUGCGCAUCCAGCUGCGGAGGGAGCGUGUGGGCACGGGGGCUGCUGGCUUCCUUGAGUGGUGGGUCAUUGAGCUGCAGGACUGCCAGGCUGACUGCAACCUGCUGCCCAUGGUCAUCUUCAGCGACAAGGUCAGCCCGCCCAGCCUUGGCUUCUUGGCUGGCUACGGGAUCAUGGGGCUGUAUGUGUCCAUUGUGCUUGUCAUCGGCAAGUUCGUGCGUGGCUUCUUCAGUGAGAUCUCGCACUCCAUCAUGUUUGAGGAGCUGCCCUGCGUGGAUCGCAUCCUCAAGCUGUGCCAGGACAUCUUCCUGGUGCGGGAGACCCGCGAGCUGGAGCUGGAGGAGGAGCUGUACGCCAAGCUCAUCUUCCUGUACCGCUCACCAGAGACCAUGAUCAAGUGGACUCGUGAGAAGGAGUAGGAGCUGGGCUCCUGGCGUACAGUGAAUGAAGGAGCCGGCCUGGCUAGGGAAACGUGGCUGCAUGGGCUGGGUGACGCUCCUCAGGCCGGGAGAACAGCAGCCCCAGUCCCAGGCCACCAGCUGUGACAUGCCCUCUUGGCCCACCUGAGCCUGAUGCUGCUGUCCCCUCCUGUUGCCCUUGCGGGCCCAGGGCUGGCCCUCCCUGCCCCAUGCGUACUGUAGAGUUUUCUAAUUAAAAACAUUUUUAUUUAU